UUACUUUUACGUUCUCACGAUAGAUUUAAUUCAGGUGUUUAAAAUAAAAAAAGAAAUAAUAAAAAGUACAAACAAUCUUUAUAUUAGCGAAAACGCAAAUGAGAAAAUGAUAUAAUGUUGACGGAAAUGCAAUAAACAAGAAUGAGUGCUUAAAGCCGAUGAAGGAAUGAAAAAAAGUGAAACUGUAAAGAAAAAUUGAGAACGGAAAACGGGGACACGCAACCAUAAGAUACGAUUUGAAUGGCUGGAUUUUUUUGGUGGAUUGAGCGAAGGAAAGAUGAUGAUGUUGACGCUGGGCUAGGAGAGAGAGCGGAGGUGGUGGUGGUGGUGGUAGUAGUGUAGUUGGCAGAUACAUUGAUACAUUAUUUGUGAUAGAAGAGUUGUAGAGGGGUCAGCUGAGCUGUGGCGAUAGACACAGCGCAGGGUGAGAAUAAGUAGGAAGACCUUGAAAAAAUCACAUAAACAACGAAAAGUAUAGAACACAAUAGAAAUACGAAGGAAAGCAGCAGUGAAGAAAGAAUCCGCGUUAAAACAAUAUAACACAACAAAAACAACACAAUAAAAAUAAAAACAUACAAGCGCCGCCGCUUCUUGCCGAGCAACGACAAACAACAAAAUUGGCGACAACUGCAGCAACAAUAAUAGGGGAGACGACGUCGACUACAACAACGACGUAGACGACGACUACGACGACAACCAAAAAGACAUCCAUCGUCUACGGAAAAUCAAAUUAAAUUAGCAUAUUAUGGACAUUAUGCCCUCGCAGUCAAUUGUGCACCACCCCUUUAAUGCAGUUACAAUCAUGGCAAAUUCCGACAACUCCACUCCUACGUCUCCCGUAACCCCAACCAUUUCACCAUCGUUAGCAUCGGCCGAUUCAAAUGCAUCCAUCAUAAAUGGCCGCGAAGCCCGUAAUCUGGCCGAGAAGCAACGUCGUGAUAAAUUGAAUGCCAGCAUAAAUGAACUGGCCAAAAUGGUGCCUCAUGUGGCCGACUGCCCGAGGCGUUUAGAUAAAACUGCCGUUCUACGUUUUGCCACACACGGACUGCGACUGCAAUAUGUAUUUGGUAAGACCGCGUCCCGCAAGCGGACGCUCUUCAAGGGAGAUAACCACAAUGUGACAGAUGCCCUAUUGCAAUUAAUCGAUAGUUUCUUUAUAACGCUCACAUGUCAUGGGCAAAUCGUUUUAAUAUCAUCAAGUGUUGAACACCUUCUGGGCCACUGCCAGUCCGAUUUGUACGGGCAAAAUUUGCUGCAGCUAACCCAUCCCGAGGAUCAUGAGCUCUUGAGGCAACAACUAAUACCUAACGAUAUUGAAUCUUUAUUUAUGGAUUUUCAUGGUCCUACAUCUGGCGCGCAAUCUCAUUACCCCCAACAACGUUCCUACAGUACAUCAGCAUCGACGACAAACUCCGCGCAUCAACACUACUCGCCACAGGACGUGUCGAACGAUGAGAAUCAUUUGCAGAAAAUUGAUGAAAAAUUGCGGGCUGAUAAGCGCAGCUUUACUGUACGACUGGCACGGGCCUCCACACGCACCGAAUCAAAGAAAAUCUAUGAGAUUGUUAAAAUUGAUGGAUGCUUUCGACGCAGCGAUUUUUCUGCGGUGGCAACGGGGGCAAAUAGUUAUCCCAUAGUAUCACAAUUAAUAAGACGUUCACGCAAUUCAACGCCUGCUCAAAUGGGUGCGGGAUCAAUGGGUGGUGGUGGCGGUGGUGGUGCCUUUAUACCACAUCUUCUGCCCCAUGAUGCCAUAGCGCAGGCCGCUCUGCACGGUGUUAGCGGUAAUGACAUUGUCCUGGUGGCAAUGGCACGCGUUAUACGUCCAGCUAAAAUAAUCAAUUGGCCCUUGGAGGCAAACCGUUUGGAAUAUAAAACACGACACUUAAUUGAUGGCCGUAUCAUCGACUGUGACCAUCGCAUAGGUUUGGUAGCUGGCUACCUACAGGAUGAGGUUCGCAAUUUAAGUCCAUUUUCUUUUAUGCAUCAAGAUGACGUCCGUUGGGUCAUUGUGGCCCUGCGACAAAUGUACGAUUGUAACAGUGACACCGGCGAAAGCUGCUAUCGUUUGCUCUCACGUAAUGGCAAUUUUAUUUAUUUGCGCACCAGGGGAUACCUUGAAAUCGAUAGAGCCACCAACAAAGUCCAUUCAUUUGUUUGCAUCAACACCCUGCUCGAUGAGGAGGAGGGCAAGCGUAAAGUUCAAGAAAUGAAGAACAAAUUCUCAAUUAUAAUAAAUGCAAAAGUACCCACUGGAACGAUGCAAGAUGCCACGGCUUCGCAAAACCCACAGCAGCUAGAGAAGAUCGUACUGUAUCUCAUAGAGAAUCUACAGAAGAGGCAAACAAAUUCAUGUGUGGUCGAUGAAAUACACUCGGAGGAUGAUGUGAAACGCCAUACAAGUACACCGCCCUUGGCUUUGGUGCCACCUGAACCGGCGUCAGUGAAAAAUUCCAUUUCGAAAUCGGUUAGUGUGGUUAUAGCCACAGCCGCCAAGAGUUUGGUCUUAAAAAGUAAUGCAAGGCAAAAUUCAGCCGAACAGUCGUCGUCAUCGUCAUCGUCCACUUGUGCGACAGAUGAAUGUUCGAGCGAUCUUAAGUCGACAACAAGCACAAUAGAAGUGAAAACCAGAAACGAUUCCAUAAUUACCACAACACAACAGCGCCCCAGUGUAUUGCAGAUGCGUAGCAAUGUGUGCCAAGCUAAUUCUAAUACCGUGCCCCGUACGACAACGAAGACCACGACACCUGAAACCGCUCAACAAACCAGACAACAGAGACACGAGGAACGUCAAGCUGCCCAGAAUAUUUCAGUUCUAAAACGUUUGCACAUUGAAACCGAAAUCGAGGGGGGAGAAAGUGAUGCCACAUCGCCCUAUAUGGAGGAUGACUGCCUAACAUCUCGUCCAGCUAAAUGUAGUUCUAGAUACUCCCCCUCAUCGUUCAUGUCUUCGGACACAAUGUCCUCGCCCCAUUCAUCUUCGUGCAUCUCUCCUGCCAUUAAAAGCGAUAAUAGCUCUGAUAUUCAUAGUUUUUUAUCUCCCAAUUGCAUAGACGUCCCAGCAUUGGCAACAGCAACAAGCAACGUGCUGCGCCUACCACAUGACCUCCAUGUGAGUUUGGAGGAUCCACAUGGACCCUCCCAAAUGGAAGCCAUAUUGAUGGAUCCCAUCCAAAGGGACACUGAGUUUUUGGUCAGUGUGAAAAGUGAAUAUGACGAUAUUUACCAGGAGCACUGCAGAAGAUCACCGCCUAACCGAACAGAACUUCCAUUACCGGAUGAAGAUGAACUGUAGUAGUUGUAAUUCAAAACAGAAUAGAAUGUAAAAACCUACUGAAAACAAGAUUAUGUUAUAUAAAUGAGGGUGUUUGUAUGUAAGUAAUUUAUUAUCUAUUGUUAUUAUAUACAUAUAGUACGCGUGCACAUACCCACCCUUGUGUCUGUGUAUGUGUGUGUGUGUGUGCGUGUGGGCGUGUGUUGUACUAUGUAAGAUACAUGUCUUUUUUGUUUUUUAUUUUUCCUUAAACCAAUAACCGCUCUAUCAACUUGUUAAUGGCAACUGUGCUAUCACAACACAAUAUGAAAUAUUUUUUAAACAUUUUUUAAAAAACAAACAAAAAAAGAACGUAGCUAGUAUAAAAACUUAUACAAAAUUAGUGAUUUUAAAUUUCUAUAUAUGAAAUUAGUGAUUUGUUGCCAUCCCUAAUUUCCUUAAAAAAAAAAAUUUCGAACAGUGCAAAAAUUGAGUCUAUUACGAAUUGGAUGCAGCGCCGUACGGAUUGGACAUGCGGUGAUAAGUAAACGAUGUGACAUUAUUUUCGCUAACGCAAAUUACCGAUUGAUCCAAUCCCAUGGCAAUCGGUUGUACGUACCGGAUUGACCCGAUGGAGAUCUUUAUCGGGAGGGGAGCCACCUCAGUGUAUAACACACUGCUGCAACAACAACCACAACCGAUUGAUCUGUUUGAAAACAAAGUCCCCCUGUUUUGGAGCUCGGGCCUACAGAUGCAUCGAUAGCUUAGAAGUAUUUUGAUGGAAAUAUUGAGAAUAUGGACUCUAAUUUAAAGAUUUUUUGUAUAAUUUUGUAAAUUUCUUGCAGCGCAGGUAAUUUCCUGCAAAAUUAUCUGCCUAGAGGAGGUUUAUAUGGGCCAUAUGUGAAUAUAGGCUAACGCGGUAUAUAUUUAAAUGCAGUUAAAAAAAUAAAAUUUGGUAUUUUUAUACCCAGGAUGGGGGGUAUUCUAAUCUGGUCAUUCCGUUUUUAACACCUCGAAAUGGCGCUAUGAUAAAAAGGACUCAAUGCAAUAAGUCCCAAAUUGAAUAUGAAAUUAAAACCCCAAAAUGGGGCUUUACUUCUUAAUGAAGUAAUACCCCUAAAGUAAAAAUAAAAUAAGGGUCCACAAUUUGCGGCAUUAGAUCAUAUUACAUAAAGACCAAAUUUUAGAUUGGAAUAAUGGCCCAAUAAGUGCGCGAAAGACUAAUGCCCGGUAAAUCUCCCAAAAUGUUUUGGGGCUUUUUUUCACUUCCAACUUAGGGGUCAUUUCAUAUGAUAAAAUCCUAAUUUUUAAAUUGAAAUAAAACCGUAAAGAAACAACAUAAAGCCCCAAUUAUCCUUGCUUUUGUUUUAUGUAUAGAAGUUUGGAGCCUUAUUUCAUUUUUCGCCCUUAGGAGCGGUAUGAAAUAAGGAUCCAAUGCAAUAAAGCCCCGAAUUAAAAUUGGACUUUACUGCAUAAUGAAGUAAGACCCCAAAAGUAAAAAUAAAAAAGGACUGCAACGAAUUGAAACAAUUGCCCAAACUAAAAUGAAAUAAGGCCCCACAUUUUGGGGACGGUAUGAAUUAAGGCCCCAAUGCAAUAAGGCACCAACUUAAAAAUGAAAUAAAAACCCCAAAAAGGGUUUUCACUGCAUAAUUAAUUAAGACCGCAAGAGUAAAAAAGAAAUAUGGGCGCCAUCAAAUGAAAAAACUCCCCGAAAUGAAAAAAGGCCCUAGAUUUGGGGGAAUUAUUUCAUAUGAAAUAAAGUCCCAAUUUCUACAUGAAGUAAUAACGCCCCAAUAAGUGGGUGAUUUACUAAUGUCCGGUAGAUAUCUCAAAAUGUGUAGCUCUCUCUGUUUAAAUGAUUGUAAAACGAAAUAAAACCCCAAAAAUUAGUUUUGGGCCUUUGUUGGGGUCUUAUUCAUGUGAAAUUAAGACCUCAUUUUUAAAAUGAAACAAAGUCCCUAAAAACCAAAUAAAGCCCCAAUUAUAGCCUUAUUCCAUUUUCCGUUUAGGGCUUUAUUGCGUUGGGGCCUUAUUUCAUACCUCCCCUAGAAAUAUUGACCUGAUAGCCUAUAAAUUAAAUAUAUUUUUGACAUGUUGAGUCGAUCUAAACAUGUCUGUUCAUCCGUCCGUCAGUCGAAAUCACGAUGGUGUUCGAAAAAACAAAUUUAUCCGCUUAAAAUUUUGCACAGAUAUAUUCUUAUCAAUGUACCGAUGUAAUUUUGUUCCUUUUUAGCCUUGAGCAUACCGAAUAAAUAAUAUUGUUAUAAUCAUUAAUUUUGUUAGUUAAAAAUGAAAACUGAUUUCAUUGUUAUCGAAAAAAAUAUUUAAUUUAAUAGUUUUAAUGAACUACUAGUUGUUUAUUCAUAAAAGCAUUUCGGCUAAAAGGGUGCAUACAAACUUUUGUGAUUAAGUGUAGGUCGGGAUUGGGGAUUGCAAUUGGGUCAUAUCGCUUCAGAUAUGGAUGAAGCCCCCAUAUUAACCGAUCCUCAGUUUUCUUGAACCCCUAAUAACCUCAUGCCUCAUUUAUGCCAUUUGGCUACAAUUUGACUCAUAAACUUGUGUUCUGACUUCCAACAUCAGUGUUAAGUAUGACCCGAAACGGUCUAUAAACUGCCGCAAGAAGCUUCAGUUUCUAUCCGAUUUGGCUGAAAUCUGGCAAAAAGAAUUCUGUUGUGAUUUUCAACAUCAGUGCAGAGUAUGAUCGUAAUCGGUCAAUAAACUGGUAUACCACCCCGUAUAAACCGAUUCUCGGAUUUGACUUCUUGAGCCCCUAGAAGCCCUUAUUUUCAUCUAAUUUGGCUGAAAUUUGACACUAAAACUUCUGCUGUGACUUCCAAUAUCCGAAUCGGUCUAUGUAUUGGUAUAGCCUCCAUAUAAACUGAUCCCCGGAUUUGAUUUAUUUAGCUCCAAAAGGUCAAAAUUUGAUACAAAGACUUCUGCUAUGACUGGUACCCCGAUAUAUCUACUUGAGACCCUAUUUGAUAAUUGUAAAAUAAAUCAAAUACGAUCUGAGGUAAAUUUUAAGCGAAACCCAUGGUGGUGGGUGCUCAAGAUUCGGCCCGGCCGGAACUAGCAUGUUUUUACUUUUUUUUAAUUAUCUGCUGGAGUACUUUGACUUAAGCUCUGUUAGAUAAAGUCAUUAUGGGUCAUUGCAAAGAAAGUUGCAUCAGCAAUGGUCUUCGCAGCAAGAUUGAUUAGAUUGUUGUUGUUGUUGUAGCCAUAUUUGUAUGUGAAGAAAGCGAUCCUAGGCUACCCCGUAAACGAAGCAUUCCGCUAUCCGCAAACUAUGGACGCGCCCGCUGGCUCUCAGCUAGGCUUGUCGUGAUGACGAUGAAUAUCACACAAAUCGGAGCUCAGAGUUCCAACCCGUGUGGUGCUCAUAGUCAUCCCGUGCCGGAAAUCAAAUUGCAGACUUUCUGAGACGGAAAAGGAUUAUGGUUGUGGCGAUUCAUGAAAUAAAGUUCAGCAAUACCUACAGUUAUCAUGGAUACAUGUGUUUCAUAAGGAUCGCAAAUGAGGUGGAGUAGGGGUAUAAACAGUAUGGUUCAACCCUACGUUUGACAUUAGAAAUAUGUAUUUGGAAUGUAUUGAUAGAGAAAUCAAGUCCACAACUGCCGAGAUAGAGUUUUACAACUUGCACGAGUAUAUACCGCAGUUGUGUGUGAUUAUGCUCCAGGAUAGAAGCCCGACAUCUGUCGCCUGUUGUCCGCCUAUAACCUUUGGCACUCUCGAGCUAUGCUAUUGUUGUUGUUGUAACCGCAUUUUUACAUGUGGAGGUAGCUAGCCUCAUCAAGCUCUAUAGAUGAAGAAGCUUGUUCGGUCCAUAGGACCGUUCAGCGCGGGAACGUUAUGGUCAUUGGUCGCCAAUAACUCGUCUUGUCAUAUCGAGCAUUACAGGUAUUUAAGCAAGUGCCACUAGGCCGUUGGUCUCUUACUGAGAUUCUCCACUCGAUUCCACUGAUUGCUCGCGACUGCAUUCGAAGCUACUCCGUAUGCGGAGCAAUUCAGCUCUCAGCAGAGCUUCUACUGAUGACGUUCAACAACAGUCAAUCCCAUGGUAGCCGGUUGUACGCACCGGAUUGACCCGAUGGAGUUCUUCAUCGGCAAGGGCUGUCGUCUCAGUGUUUAACACACUGCUACAACAGCAACAACGUUCAACAGCACAUAAAUAGGAACUCAGAGUUCCAAAGUCAUCCCGUGCCGUUCUCUCGUAGGUAAUGACAGGAGGGGUAUAUCUUUACUGCACGCUGAAAGAAAUACCCCCAAUAGAAUUGUUUGAGCUUGAAGCAAUUCACCUCUAAUUCUAUCCAUUGACUGACCACCGGAGUUCACAACCUUUGUGAAGACGAUUUAAACGGCUAUAGAUAAUACACCAAUCUCCCCUUCAGCGAACUAAUCCCUACCUUUUCUUCAGCAGCCGCUCGCUUUUUUCCUGCUAGUUUUUGUUGUUGUUGUCACAUUUUCAUGCGGAGGUGGCGAUCCUCGUCAAGCUCUUGUAGGUUCGUUCCGACCGAUCGCCACGGAACAUUGCCAUUUGUUAUUUAAAGGCGCCAAUAACUCACCUUGUCAUAUCGAGCAUCAUUGGCACUCAGUAUUUGUGCAAGAGCCGGUGUCGGCUGACCUCUCAUUGAGACUCUUUGCUCGAUACCGCUGAUUGUCCGCGACUGCCAUUGCAGCUACUACGUACGGAGCAUUCCACUAUAGGCAACCUGUGGGCGCGCCCGGUAACUCGCAGCUAAGCUUCUAGUAUUCAGCAAUGAACACCACACAGAUCUGACCUAAAUGUUCCAGCCUGUGAGGUGCUCACAGCUAUCCCGUGUUUGCUAGUUGAACACCUAAGGGAGGCCUUAAUUCCUGAUGCAAGACUGCGGAACCCGCAAACUAACACCAUGAGUUUCGUUGAUCCGACUAUAGUAUUCAGGAAUUGAAUUUAGAAAUCAAGUGGGUGGUUACCUUACUUGAAGCACUGUAAUUUAAACGUCGGUAUUGGUAAGUUGUAGUAAACUGUCAAGAAACUUAGAAUUCUCAGUAGAAGGUAGAAUUGGACUUCAACCGCUAGCAACGUUGACUAAUCCGAAGACAUGCGCCAGGUUAUACAACCGUCUUUUUGUUGAGCAUCCCGAGUGUGAUAAGAAGAGUAAGAGUUGCAUUCAUCACGUUCGUAAUAUCCGAGCCAGUCAGCAACUACCAUAAUUUACCGAAAUCGUUAUAACAAUUUACCGUGGGUAAAGUAACAAAACGGAACCCGAAAAAAUCUCAGUGUAGCUAAAGUAGACGAUAAACAUACGAUCGACCUCAGCUUUUCUCUGGACAAUGAAAAAAAGCGAUAUUGGUAAAUUUUAGACUACUAUCAGGUUAGGUUAGGUUGAGAGAAAAGAAGAUGGCUAAUACAGAUUGAGAACUAACAUAGCAAGGUGCACACUUGCAGAACGAAAGAAGGACAAACGUACAAGACGAAAUGGAAGGAAACUAGGCGAGCCAGCGAAGAGCUCUCAUAGGCGAGAGCAGCGUUCAGUCAGCCACUGCAGGGUUCUACAGUAGUCCAGAAUGAUGAGAGGGCCAAAUGCCUCGAAAGUAUGCAGGCACGGAAAUAGAUGUUCCACCUUAAUAUAAAUGGAAAAUCCACCUUAAUGCUAUAGGUGAGCAAGCUCAAUAACUUGGCUUAUCAUAUCGAGCAUUAUAGACACCAGUAUUUAAGAAAGAACCGGUGUAGCCCGGCCUCACACUCAGGUUCUCCGCUUAUUACCGCUGACAGUCCGCGACUGCAGUUGUAGCUACUUCGUAUGAAGGCAUUCCAAUAUCCGCAGCCUGUGGACGAGUCCGCUAGCUUGCAGCUAAUCGUGAUAACGAUAAACAUUACAUAGAUCGGAACUGUGUGGUGUCCGGUAGCCCUCAGCCGAGUUUCUCAUGACAACCAUGAGCACCACACAAAUCGGAGCUCAGAAUUCCAUGGGUUUCCUUCUUUGCAGUGGAUUAUGUUCAAGUAGAAGGUUUUGGAGGUUUGAAAGAGGGUAAAGGAUGAUUAAUAAGGAUGGAUGGCCACCGGGCGCAGAGGUUAGCAUGUCCGCCUAUGACGCCGAGCGCCUGGAUUCAAAUCUGGCGGGAACAUCAGAAUAUUUUUCAGCACACCGUUCGGACUCGGCAUAACAAAAGAGGCCCCUUAUCAUUGGGAUUAAACAUUAAUCAGACUGCAAUCAUUGAAUCAGCCGAGUUUCUCAUGACAACACAAAUCAAUCGCAGCUUAGAAUUCCAGGAGUUCCUUCUUUGCAGUGGAUUAUGUUCAAGUAGAAGGUUUUGGAGGUUUGAAAGAGGGUAAAGGAUAGUUAAUAAAGAUGGAUGGCCAUCGUGGUGCAGAGAUUAGCAUGUCCGCCGAGCGCCUGGAUUCAAAUCUGGUGGAAACAUCAGAACAUUUUUCAGCACGCCCUUCGGACUCGGCAUAACAAGAGAGGUCCCUUAUUAUUGGGCUUAAACAUUAAUCGGACUGCACUCAUUGAUAUGAGAGAAGUAUCCCCUGUUCCUUAGUGGAAUGUUCAUUGAAAAUUUAGUAUUUAAUAGUGAAGGAUGGCUAAAUUUUUAGGGGACCAAUAUUGAUUUUGAAUAACUUAUCGCAUUACUCGAUUGUGUAGCUUUCCUUGGUUCCAAUUGAUUUAGUUUGAAAUUGAGAAAUUCCAAGUGAAAUGCAAAGAAAAACCUGACGUUUCGGUGUGGUUCACAUUCAACAUCGGUCCCAAACAGUUAAUCGCCCUAUUGUAUAUGAAGGGUACUUCCAUUUUAGGGGCUGAUGUUGAUUUUGAAUAACUUGAAUGCCUUGCGAUUGUGUAUGUGUUCAUGGUUCAAAUUGAGUUAGUCCGAAAUUGUGAAAUGUCAAAUGAAAUGCAGGAAAAACCUCGACGUUUAGGUGUGAUUCACAUUUCACAACCAUUUUUUCUUGCAAUAAAAUCCUUGUCAAUUAGGAUCCAUUCAAAAUAGAAUCCAAUUGCUAUUCAAAUGUUACUGUAACGAAAUAUCUUUACAUCGACUAUAUUUUUAUACUUCGAUGGAUUAAAAAAAAAAAACUCUGGCAACAAAUAGCUUAAUGAAUAUUUCACUAUUAAAAUUUAUGUUGUACAUAAUAAUAUUGUUUUAAUAUAACAUAUAACUCGAAACUUUCACAUACAUAUAUUUGUAACUAUUUUGUUCACUUUGUUUUCCUUCUUGGGAAUUAAAAAAAAUAAUAAAUAACAAACAAAACAAAAAUAAAAACAUUUUACUGCCUUUUAAACAAAAAUAAAAAUUAUUUUCCUUUAUGAUUUAUUAUAUAAAGUUAUGUUUCUAAAACAAACAAAAAAAUUAUAUAAUCUUCAUUAUUUAAAAACAAAACAAAUUAAUAAAAAUUAUUGAUGUAAUUAUAUUGAUGAUGAGUGUAUGUCUAGUUAAAAUUUAGCCUAAAUUUUUAUCUUUUUUGUUGAACAUUUUGUAAAAGUUUAAUUUUUUUUAUAAAAAAAAAUUGGUUUUGAUUUUACUUUUAUAAUUGUUUAUAUACAUCUAAUAAAUAUAUAUAUACAUAUACAUAUAAUAUGAUAAGUUAUAUAUGUAUACUAGUAAAUUUUCAAUAAAACAAAAACCUACAAGAUUAAUGAUAAUAAAUAAUUCUUAAGUUAAUGGAAAUAAAAAAGAAAUAAACAGAAAAUUGAUAUUGACUUGUCACAGCAACAACAACAUUAGUCUGUAAGAGUAUGCAAAAUUGGGACGUAAUCUGAAUUUGAAUAACGAUAUAUACAUACAUAUUUAAACUUAAACAUCUAAUGUUAUUUAAAAGUGCUUCGAAUGAGGCUUGCAUAAUAAUUAUAAUAUUAAUAAUAAAAAACAACAACUUACCAAUUUUAUUA
Messenger RNA from Stomoxys calcitrans (stable fly), 11124 nucleotides. RefSeq lists its product as uncharacterized. The record is from RefSeq and is a predicted model, not a curated record. Gene Ontology annotation, molecular function: DNA-binding transcription factor activity, RNA polymerase II-specific; protein dimerization activity; RNA polymerase II cis-regulatory region sequence-specific DNA binding. Bases 746 to 3295 code for a protein of 849 amino acids. The transcript has 2 exons. Gene Ontology annotation, biological process: regulation of transcription by RNA polymerase II. Lineage: Eukaryota; Metazoa; Arthropoda; Insecta; Diptera; Muscidae. Gene Ontology annotation, cellular component: nucleus; aryl hydrocarbon receptor complex; cytoplasm.